Trichosurus vulpecula (common brushtail) is the source of this 4322-nucleotide messenger RNA. It is a transcript of the gene PRKCI, whose product is annotated as protein kinase C iota. The record is from RefSeq and is a predicted model, not a curated record. Gene Ontology annotation, biological process: protein phosphorylation. NCBI's taxonomy places the organism in Eukaryota, Metazoa, Chordata, Mammalia, Diprotodontia, Phalangeridae. The transcript has 18 exons. Bases 1 to 1818 code for a protein of 605 amino acids. Gene Ontology annotation, molecular function: diacylglycerol-dependent serine/threonine kinase activity; protein binding; ATP binding.
AUGCCCACGCAGCGGGACAGCAGCAGCAUGUCUCACCCGGGCCCGGGCGGCGGCGGGGGAGGGGGCGGCGGUGGAGGCGGCGGCGGGGACCACGCGCACCAGGUCCGAGUGAAAGCCUACUACAAAGGGGACAUCAUGAUAACACACUUUGAGCCAUCUAUUUCCUUUGAGGGACUUUGCAGUGAGGUUCGAGACAUGUGUUCCUUUGAUAACGAACAGCUGUUCACCAUGAAAUGGAUAGAUGAGGAAGGAGACCCGUGCACAGUUUCGUCUCAGCUGGAGUUAGAGGAAGCCUUUCGGCUCUAUGAACUCAACAAAGAUUCAGAGCUCUUAAUCCAUGUAUUUCCAUGUGUACCGGAAAGGCCUGGAAUGCCGUGUCCUGGAGAAGAUAAGUCCAUCUAUCGCCGAGGUGCGCGUCGCUGGAGGAAGCUCUAUUGUGCCAAUGGCCACACUUUCCAAGCCAAGCGGUUCAACAGGCGAGCUCACUGUGCAAUCUGCACCGACCGAAUCUGGGGCCUUGGGCGCCAGGGCUACAAGUGCAUCAACUGCAAGCUGCUUGUUCACAAGAAGUGCCACAAGCUGGUUACCAUUGAGUGUGGGCGGCAUUCUCUGCCCCCGGAACCAAUGAUGCCCAUGGACCAAACCUCUGUGCAUUCAGACAAUGUAGAGACAGUGAUUCCAUAUAACCCUUCAAGUCAUGAGAGUUUGGACCAUGUUGGUGAAGAAAAGGAGGCAAUGAGCACUAGGGACAGUGGCAAAGCUUCAUCUAGUCUGGGUCUCCUGGAUUUUGAUUUGCUCCGUGUCAUAGGAAGGGGGAGCUAUGCCAAAGUGCUGUUGGUGCGACUGAAAAAAACGGAGCGCAUUUAUGCCAUGAAAGUCGUGAAGAAGGAGCUGGUCAAUGAUGAUGAGGACAUCGAUUGGGUGCAGACAGAGAAACAUGUCUUUGAGCAGGCCUCCAACCACCCCUUCCUCGUGGGCCUGCACUCUUGCUUCCAGACAGAAAGCAGAUUGUUCUUUGUGAUAGAGUAUGUAAAUGGAGGAGAUCUCAUGUUUCACAUGCAGCGACAGAGGAAGCUCCCAGAAGAACAUGCGAGAUUUUAUUCUGCAGAAAUAAGUCUAGCACUAAAUUACCUUCAUGAACGAGGGAUAAUCUAUCGAGACCUGAAGCUGGACAAUGUGUUGCUGGAUUCUGAAGGGCACAUUAAGCUCACUGACUAUGGCAUGUGUAAGGAAGGAUUAAGGCCAGGAGACACGACCAGUACUUUCUGUGGUACUCCAAAUUACAUUGCUCCUGAAAUUUUACGAGGAGAAGAUUAUGGUUUCAGUGUGGACUGGUGGGCGCUUGGUGUGCUGAUGUUUGAGAUGAUGGCGGGAAGGUCUCCCUUUGAUAUUGUUGGGAGCUCUGAUAACCCUGAUCAGAACACAGAGGAUUAUCUCUUUCAAGUUAUUUUGGAAAAGCAAAUUCGAAUACCCCGCUCCCUCUCUGUCAAAGCUGCAAGUGUUCUGAAGAGUUUUCUUAAUAAAGACCCAAAGGAACGUUUAGGCUGUCAUCCUCAGACAGGCUUUGCUGACAUUCAGGGGCAUCCAUUCUUCCGUAAUGUGGAUUGGGAUAUGAUGGAACAAAAGCAGGUGGUACCUCCCUUCAAGCCAAAUAUUUCGGGGGAAUUUGGUUUGGACAACUUUGAUUCUCAGUUCACUAAUGAACCUGUCCAGCUAACUCCAGAUGAUGAUGACAUCGUGAAGAAGAUUGACCAGUCUGAAUUUGAAGGCUUCGAGUAUAUCAAUCCCCUCUUAAUGUCUGCAGAAGAAUGCGUCUGAUUGGGCCUCAUUCCUUUUGCCUGUGUCGUCCCAUAAUGCAUGGAUAAACGAGUUACCAGUUUGGAUGCAACCAUAUAGAAUAAGCUGAGCGUUUUAAAUUUGUCAUCUCCUGUGGCACACUCAGUAUCAUUUAUCCCUGAUCGUAAUGACCAAAUGAUCACAUUUAAGUUCAACUAUGAGAAAAAUUCUGAAAACACAUUCCAGAGACUCGGACCAGACUGAAUGGAGUUGUAACCAAGUGGGUAGCUGCUCGAGUUUAGGGGUGCCUGAGUAGUUGUGGCUCUCGGAUAGCUUGCUAAGAGGUAGCCAAGUCUCCUUUUUAUUUAAAAGAAACACUUGUUACUGCUUUGGAAGAAGACCUGGUGCAUUGCAUUAAGGCACACUGUGAAAUAGCAUCGUCUAAGCCUCUCAUAGUUACAAGAGUAUCGGGCAGCGGCGGGUGGUGGUGGUGGUGGAGAGUGUCAUUUUGGAGGAGUAAAAUGGCUUCGAAAUACAUUUUCCUGUACUUUAUCUCUAAGAGUUCAGUUUUAUGUUUCUGUCUUGUCCUGAAUAGUCAGACUUGUAACUUUAUGACAGUCCUUAAAUCUGUGGGUAUAAGAAAGAUGCUGCUUCCUUUUAACUGGAGGAUACACUUUCCGCUCGAGAACACUAGAUACUCUGGGAAGCCAUUGGUCAGUGGGCUUAGAGUCUCACCCUGUUGGGAUCCCAAGGGAAAAGCGAGAACCACUCUGAGACUUUUGGCCAGAAGUUUAUAUUACCUGGGACAUCAGCUAACAAGGACGCAAAGGAGGCAGGGCACAGCCAAGGAGACGAGUUGUCAGGAUGUAGAAAGUAAAAAUUGUCUUUAGUAAAAAUAGGUAAUUGAAGUUGGAAAAGGUAGAAGAUCAUAUUUAUUUUUCCCCUCAAGGGAAGAGUUCCACAGCUGCUCUUUUGUGAUUCAGUGACGGUUUCUUUGAGGCAAUUGGAAGAGCAAGGAGAAAUGCCCUUUUUGCCUGCAAGUUUCCAAACUUGAAAAGGCAUUACAUUUAGCCAGUGGAAUUGGCAGAUAUUUAAAAACAAAUCCUUUACAACUUGAUACGUAGAGGAGAUGUUAUCUUCCUACUGAGGCAACUUAAUUAGAGUUUUCUUGAAAAUUACCAUGUGAAUACUUGCCAAUAUUCUCCAUGGAAUCUUCCAUGAGAUACAAGAAAAAUGAUUAUAAUAAAUGUUAGAGAAAACUGGUCAUUAUUCCGACUCACUCUGGAUUUUAUAAACUCUUCUUAUGUAGAUAACAUAUAAUAUAGAGUAAGAAGGCAGACUCUUUAAGCUAUUUUUGAAUAAAUAUUAAUGUGUUUGAGAAAUUUAUUGGCUGAAUAAAUGCCAAAAGUAUCAUGCUUUCAUUAUUUUUUGAGAGACUAAUUUGGACGCUGGAAUAACCCUAUGCGUUGAAAUUGCCUCUACAUUCCCAACCUUAUUAAAAAUUUAAUUAUGGGAAGACAGUCAGAUGUAGUCCUAAAUUCAGAAUGACUUAAGGAAUUGGUUCUAUGCAUUUUAUGAAUUUUUCUUCCCUUCCUUUCUUUUUCUUUUAGAAGCUAUAUAUCAUUAGAGAUACGGUUUCACUAAGUUCCAUAAUCUCUUUAUUUUUCCUGUGCCUAGCCUGCAUGGGGAAAUUCAAGGAAAACAAAAUUAUAAUCUAAAGUUAUCUAAUAAACUAUCUAAAGGUAGUUUAUUUUUGUUUUGUUUAUUAGGUAGUUAUAAUCUAAAAUUAGUUUUGGAGAUCCAAAGGAUUUACCCCAGGUCAUUGGUGGGAAAUCUGUCCUCAGAAGGUGUUGAUCUUGAAAUCAAAGUGGUGAUGCUUCCUCUGUCCCUAGGGUUGUCUUUGUCUUUAUCCUGUGACCUGAUUUCAGGAAUGCUGUUCAUACAAAACAGUUGGGGCCAGAAGUGCAUUUUCUGUUCUCAUCAGCUAGACACUAUUUAAAGGCAUAUGACUAACUGGAGUGUUCACUUGGAAAUGUCUGCACAAAACCAAUCAGUUUUCUACUGGUCAUGUUACAGGUGAUAUGCAUUUUUCUAUGAUGUGGCUUUAACCUCCAGGGUGGCCUUUGGUUUUAAUAUAAUUUUUAAAAACAAAUAAGAUGUGUAAAUUUUAUACAGAUUGCCAUUGCAAAUAGGUUUUUACUUAUUUUCAUUUUUCCACACCCUUUUAAGUGCCGUGUCAAUUUUUUUUUAAAACUUUUGGUGUAGAGGCUGUCUCAAAAUUAUUCAGCAGGGAAAUCAGGCAUUGGACAGUCAGAGUAGUCGGAAUUUUGGGUUUCUAGGAAAUAAGAUUUAUUUUUCGUAAGCAUGACAUGUUUGUGGAGUGACCUCAUUUUAUUUGUGUGAAGACUGGACUCCAGGUACCCUGCUCGUUCAGUACUAAUGCAAUUUACACGUUUUCUUUCAUGUGAAAUACUCAAAUAUAUUGUAAUCUGUAUUUGCGCACCUUUUUUUUUUUUACUUUGUCUUUAAAUAAAAUGUUUAUAAUA